AUGGCCUGGACUAGAGCAGAGGCCCAGCAGACAGAAACUCGGGCUCAAAUUGAAAAUCAGCUGGAAUCCCUGGAGAAAUCAUGGAAGAAGGUUGUUUCGGUUGACAGGAUUAACAGGAUGGAAUUGCAGCAGGCCCUUCAAGCUUCACAGGCUAAACUUGAUAAAAAACUUUCAGCAAUAGAAGAAACGUUGAAUAGCAUUAAAAAUAAAACAAAGUUCAAGCUGAUCGGAUCGAGGUAUUUCUAUAUCGAACAUGUUGAAGAACAAAGUUGGACGAAUGCUUCGAAUUCCUGCCAAAAAAUAGGCGGACGUUUAGCUUCUAUCCACAAUGAAAAAGAGUUUAACAACAUCGUUGCGGAACUAAAUUCGGAUAUAAGUUAUAUGCUGGGCAUUAGUGAUUUGGCUGAAAAGGGCGUGUUUAUAUCUAAAUCCACCGGGGAGAAAGCUCCCUUCUUGAAGUGGAAACCUGGAGAACCCAGAUAUGAGAACCCUAAACAGCAUUGCGUUACUGUGCACGACGGUGGCAUGUGGGUUGACGACAACAAGACAAAUACUUACGACGAGGCAGAUUGCCAAAACGACGCAUUGCAAAAAGACGACAUCGAGACGACAAAAGAAGAGCCAAAGAUCCAAAAGGAGACGAGGAUCACAACGACGAGAAGAUGA
Messenger RNA from Drosophila ficusphila, 666 nucleotides. Its product is annotated as accessory gland protein Acp29AB-like. NCBI's taxonomy places the organism in Eukaryota, Metazoa, Arthropoda, Insecta, Diptera, Drosophilidae. Bases 1 to 666 code for a protein of 221 amino acids. Gene Ontology annotation, molecular function: signaling receptor activity. The record is from RefSeq and is a predicted model, not a curated record. The transcript is spliced from 3 exons.